AUGCAGGGCAGUGAUAAUGGAAGGCCAACUGCCAAGCGGAAGCGAGGUCCCUCAGAUAGCGGUAGCCCGGCGUAUUGGAAGCGGAAUUGCCAACUUCAGCAAGAAUCUACUUGCCAGCGUGUGCUAGAGGAUCGCCUAUAUCCUUCUCUGCGAGAAGCGAAGGAACAGUGUGACACCAAAGGGCCAACUAUCGUUCACAACUAUUCCUAUAUGUCCAACGAAGUCCAGCAGAUUACAGACCCAAACAGCGAGGCAUGGUUAUCUAAGCCGAGAAUCAGACCCGAUCAGAAAGAGCUCCGGAAGUUAGUAGGCAAGUGCUGGGACACAACAAUAAAGCCGUGCUAUAACCCACCGGCAAUGGAUCAUCUUUUGAAAUUCCGACUUUGGAUCGCUAUACAGGCCAUGACAACAUCGGCUAUCUUGAUAUGGGUCCGAGAGAGAGAAUCUCUCCUCGAGCCGCAGUUGGAGUAUCUUGUAAAAUGCGUGGCAAGUAGAUCAGUUACCGAGGGCGCAAAGGAACUUGCCGCUAGACUUAUUGCCAUUCUAGGUCCGCUCUUUAACUGCCUUCCCGACACGUGGCAGGAGACGGAUGCGCCCAUACACAUUCAGAAAGCAUUUGAGUAUCCGUUAAGAAUAAAGGCCGACACGAAGCUUGAUGAAGAAGAGUUUUACAAGGUGCUAAGGUAUCAGCCAGGACAACUAUUCAACAAGGAAACUAUGCUUCCCUAUCCCGGAUGUGGAGUGCAAGGACAAAAUAUUGGCCUUUGCGUCCAGGCCGCUCUUUUCAAGAGCGACUCAGACGCAAUGCCGUCGUAUGCGGCCUCAAAAGCGAUUGUUGUCUUCAAAGAAAAUGCUUGGUUAUUUGAAUUUAUAUAA
Messenger RNA from Venustampulla echinocandica, 876 nucleotides. RefSeq lists its product as uncharacterized. The transcript is spliced from 2 exons. Bases 1 to 876 code for a protein of 291 amino acids. The record is from RefSeq and is a predicted model, not a curated record. NCBI's taxonomy places the organism in Eukaryota, Fungi, Ascomycota, Leotiomycetes, Helotiales, Pleuroascaceae.